AUGGUUCAAAUGGGUCAAACUGACAGCCUGGGAGAUCCAUUGCGUCCUCCAACACAAGCCUACGGUGGUGGUCUUCCUCCUCCGCCUCCCUUACUACUGUUCUACUUGAACCAUCCAAUUCAAUUCGUCCAAGUCGUCGGCGUGGUCGUGGUGUUUGAGGAUUUCUUUGAAAAGUUUUGGUUGUUCACUGUCGACGAUGGGAGUGGUGCGACCAUUGAUGUGACGUGCAGCAAACCGGAAAAGGAAAAACAAACCCACAAUCUGCCGCUGCGCUCGUCCUACAAUGCACCCUCUAACAAUAACAACAAGUCUGCUGGUGCGGGCAUGGAAGACAAGCCUAAGACCACUAUCACAUCUGCCAGUACUGCGACAGAAAUAGAAGGAGCAGCACGCAACGACAAAGACAACGCUAAUGCCGACGCCGAACAACUCCUCCUUCAAGCAACCCUAUCCAAACUCCACGUCGGCGCCGUCGUCCAGGCCAAAGGCACCCUCUCGACCUUCCGCUCCGUGCGCCAACUGACACUGCUCCGUUUGACCGUGCUCCCGGACACUGCGCACGAGAUGGCCUUGAUCUCGUCACGCACCGGCUUUUGCAGAUCCACUUUAUCCAAGCCUUGGGUCUUGUCGGCCGACGAGCUGAAGAGCCUGGCUCGCGAAGCACAAGACGAAAAAGACCAGGAUCAACGCCGCGCUGCGAGACGGAGGGAGAGGCUGAAAAGACUCGAGCAGAGAGAGCAAAGACAUGCCAAACACAUACGGGAGCAGUAUGAAGCCGAUGAAAAGCGGAGAAUGAAAGCCGCCAACGCUGCGCGGAGGGCGGGUGAGAUCUUGCAACAUGGCCCUACUACGAAGUAG
This is a messenger RNA of Exophiala dermatitidis NIH/UT8656, 858 nucleotides long. RefSeq lists its product as uncharacterized. Lineage: Eukaryota; Fungi; Ascomycota; Eurotiomycetes; Chaetothyriales; Herpotrichiellaceae. The record is from RefSeq and is a predicted model, not a curated record. Bases 1 to 858 code for a protein of 285 amino acids. The transcript is spliced from 2 exons.